This is a messenger RNA of Prosopis cineraria, 562 nucleotides long. RefSeq lists its product as uncharacterized. The record is from RefSeq and is a predicted model, not a curated record. The coding region runs from base 178 to 507 and encodes 109 amino acids. NCBI's taxonomy places the organism in Eukaryota, Viridiplantae, Streptophyta, Magnoliopsida, Fabales, Fabaceae. The transcript is spliced from 3 exons.
GCCACCGUAAUGUCCCUCGUUACCAUCAACUCGACCACCAUCCCGGUGAGUACAGUUGUAUGAAGUGCUUCUGUUGCUGCUAUUGCGUCUUCUUCUUCCUCCUCUUCCUCUUUUAUGCCACCCUCGGUUCUCUCGUCUUCUUCUUGAACCCUCAACUUCCUAUCUACAUGGUUGAUUAUGUCAACGUCAAGAAAUUCGAUAUCCCCAACGGGACUAAGUGGACAAAUCUCGAGUUUCCAACAACCUCCAAAGAACAUCUCCAUAAUGAAUGUGAGGCUGAAAGGUCAGAGUACUAUUGACUCCCAGACUCAACAAGACUUGAUGCAUGAUCAGAAGGAAAAGAAGAUUCCUUUGGAUGUCAAAGUGAACGUUCCCUUGACGAUCGUGAUCCACAGCACACGUUUGAAGGAAAUCUCAAUUGUUGUCAAAUUCAAAUUGACCGUGGACAAUUUGCAUCCAGCUAUAAAGAGAGGUUACGAUGAUUGGAACAGAAGUAGCCGUAUCUAAUAAACGCUGAGACGAUGGGAAUCCUAAAAUGGCAGACUCAUGCAGAGAAAUGAGG